GUUGCUACGGGGAGCACGACGGUCGCUCGCUCCGUUUCUGACGGGGCCACGAAAGAUUUAGUGAAGAAACCGAAUUAAAAGCAAAUGCGCGCAGCAAGUGGCAAACGUGUUCCGAUUUAACGUAGCGUAACGACUUGUCUCUAUUUUUCCACAUACCAAAAAUGGUAUUUUUCGCGUAGUUCGUUGUUCGCAUAACACGUAAAACUUCCAAAUGGCGUUCAAUUUUGCAAAUUUGGCCGAUAAUAUGUUGCCUGUUUUUGGCAACAUGCCAAAUGGCGUAAGCCUGCCAAAUCAUCCGAAUUUCAUUAAUCAAUUGGCGGCUGCCAUUACAACGGCCACGGCAGGCGUGGUCGCGCCCUCUACCACAACAACAAACAAUAACAGCGGCAACAACAACAGCAGCAGCAAUAAUUCAGCAGCGUCGCAAUCGGCAACAACAUCAACGCCAAACAAGUCAACUGUGAACAAACUAAAGUCACACAAUGCACAGGGAAGCGCACCCAUGGAUUUAGAAAAUGACAACGACCUUGAUGAACCGGAUGUCAUAGCGGCAGCAGCUGCCGCAGCAAAGCCAGCCGACAAAUUGCCAGGCAGCACGCUAAACCUACCCGAUGCGCAGCAGCUCUAUUUAAACGGUUUGAUGCAUACGCCACCAGGCUACUUGUAUUUUCCGGCGGCACAGAAUGCUGCAGCCGUGGCAGCUGCCGCUGCGGCAACAGCGCCAAGUGGCGGAGUUGCCGCAACAACAGCGAACAAUGCCAGCAAUUCAAGUGCCCAAAUGCUGAUGGAUCCGACGGCUAUGAUGGCGGCUGCAAUGCAACAAAUGCAGCACAACUAUGCAGCUGUGGGCUAUGCAGCCGCUGCAGCUGCCGCUGGCAUGCCAACGGAUGCAGGCGUUGAUCCAAGUCUAGCCACAGAUGGCAGUGGCAAUGCGGCACCACUAAAAGAAGUCAUCAAGACCAAAAACUGCAUAUUGUUUCCACCCAAUCCAAAUGCACCGCCACCCACCAUACGUGAGCGUCCACCCGGCUGUCGCACAGUGUUUGUCGGCGGACUGCCAGAGAACAUUACGGAGGAGGUCAUUCGCGAGAUAUUCGAGUCAUGCGGUGAAAUCACCACAUUACGCAUGUCCAAAAAGAACUUUUGCCACAUACGCUAUCGCCACGAGGCGGCCAUUGAUCGAGCCAUUUACUUGUCCGGCUACCGGCUGCGGAUCACCAGCCUCAAUGAGCCACCCAACUUUGGCCGCCUGCAUGUUGACUACGCCCAGGCGCGCGACGAUCAAUAUGAUUACGAGUGCAAGCAGCGACAGUUGCAGCGUGAGCAGCGACAUCGUGAACGCAUGUCCUUGGAUCGCCUACGUUCGCAGUCGCCGCCACCCAUACCGCAUUACACGGAUCAUGAGGCCACCGCAGUGGCGGAGCAUCUACGCAACAACGACACCUUUGUGAAGGCCAUACAAACCAUAACAGCGUGGCUGGAGCGUGGCGAUUGCACCAAGCGCAAUGCGAACGUCUUCUACUCGAUGAUUCAGAGUACACAUGCGCAUGUGCGACGUUUGCAUGCCGACAAGCAGCAAGUGGAGGAAGAUCUUAGGAAGGCGCGUGAAUGCUUCCGCAAGCAGAUGGGCACCAUGUCUACGCAAUUCACUCAGAUUGAAAAAGUGUUCAAUGCCGCUAGUCACAAGAAGGUUUGGGACCAUUUCACCAAAGCCCAAAGAAAAAACAUCGAUCAAUGGAAGAAAUUGGCCACGGAACUGCGAACGGUCCAGAUCGACGAUGACGAAAUGGAAAUCUCCGAUGAUGACCGCGACUAUGAGAAGCGAACCAAACGCACACGCUAUGACAGCGAUGGGCUCAAGGAUGAGAAUGAUUCGCUACGCUGCCAACUGGAAGCCAUACGCAAUGAGAUGUCGGUGGAGCGCAGCGAUUGUGUGCAACGAGAGAAACAAAUAAAGGUGUUGCAGGAGACCAUUCGCAACAUGCAGACACAGUUGCUGCAGACGAAGUUACGCGAACAGAAGGACAUGAAGACCAUUGAGCAGCUGGAGCGCAAUCUUAAAGAGGCUGGCGUUAAACAACUGCUACUCAAAACCAAAAUCAAGGAGACUGUCGAUAAGCUAAAAGACAAAGAAGCGUACAGCAACAGCAACAGCGCCUCGAAUGCUUCCAAUGCCGAAUAUAGCAGCGGUGAUUCAUGCAGUCACAACGAGGAGGAUGCUAGACCAAAGGAGACAGUGCCAGAACUGGAGAUUAUCGAUAUAGAUAAAGUGGAUGACGAUGUGCGUAUUAUUGAACAUCAAAGCGGCGUCGUUGAAAUCCAUGAGAUCGAGGAUGAUGAGAAGCAGGAAUCAAACUCGGCAGAAAGUUGUCAGAAAACUGUAGAAGUCAAAUCACAGUCCAGCCCGAAGGUUGCUAACGUGCAGGCAAUUCCAGUUAAGACCACACAAGAGAGUGAAUUCAAGUCGCUGGCACUGGCUGAAGCAAAGAUUAUUGCGUUAACCUCGGCCUAUCUGGUUUUGCAUCCACAUGGUGUGGAUAUUGGCAGUGUUGCCAGCUAUCUGCGUAGCAUGCUACUUAAAUCUCUGGAGUUGAAGAGCAACGAUGAACUCGCAAAUAUUUUAACUAAAUACACAAAUCUCUUUAAGUCUGAGCAAUCCAAGUGGAGUUUCUGUGGUUUCACCGACGAUUCUUUGGAUGCAACAAUCUCAAGCGAGGCAUACUGAAAGCCAAGCAUUAACAACAAACACCAACAACAAGAACAAUUAAAUGCUUUAAUUAAAUUACGUCUAUCGUAUCGCAUAGUGGUAAGUGGUGAGGAGAGGUGAGAGGACCGCCAAUUGAAAUGUUAACCAAAAAUGUGUUUGAUGCAAUCACAUAAAUGAGACCAGUUUUCUAAGUGCAAGUAGUUUACAUAAACAUAAACAUACACACACAUACUCUAUCUCUCUUACACAUAGAGAAUGAACUACCGUUUCAAUUAUUUAAACAAUUAAAAUGUACUUUGUAAGCAAAUUCUAAUUACAAUAUAUUGUAUACAGAGAUCAUGCAUAUUAUGGAAAGACACCAAACAAAAUAUUGCAUACAAAUGCUUUUAAUAACGAACCAAUAAAUUUAAUUUUAUG
This is a messenger RNA of Drosophila nasuta, 3124 nucleotides long. Its product is annotated as ecto-NOX disulfide-thiol exchanger 2. Gene Ontology annotation, cellular component: external side of plasma membrane; plasma membrane. Gene Ontology annotation, molecular function: RNA binding; oxidoreductase activity. The transcript has 8 exons. Gene Ontology annotation, biological process: ultradian rhythm. The record is from RefSeq and is a predicted model, not a curated record. Bases 212 to 2725 code for a protein of 837 amino acids. NCBI's taxonomy places the organism in Eukaryota, Metazoa, Arthropoda, Insecta, Diptera, Drosophilidae.